Molecule: messenger RNA, 7243 nt
Organism: Seminavis robusta
Lineage: Eukaryota; Bacillariophyta; Bacillariophyceae; Naviculales; Naviculaceae
Source: the annotation of a GenBank genome assembly
AACGGACACUUAUUCGUUCAUUCCUCCAUUCCUCCCCGUCGAAGGGUUCGGAGCUGUUGCCAGAUGAGCAAAGGACCAUGACGACAAUGCUUCGAACCAGCUUUGAUGUUUCUGACACUGAGGCCGACGCGAAAAGGAUAAGCCCAACGUCAGUGGCGGAUUUUGAAGUGCACCUGUCGUCCGCUUCCACCAAAAAUGGAGGUCGGAGAGAAAGAUCGUUUCUAAGCAGGGGUAGCAAAGGGGAUGCUGCUGCUGCUGCCAACAAUGCUUCCAGCGGCGGCAAUAAUGGUCCAAACGACCAAAUGCUUCUGAUCAAUCAGCUGAAACGACAAGUGACCAGUCUUGAGCAUGACAAAGCUAGUCUCGAACAGGAACUGCUCAACCAAAUUAAUAUGGUUGUUUUUGAUAAGGAGACCAUGGUGACUUGUUUGCAGGAAAAAUUGUUGGAGAGUGAGAAACGCUACAAGGCCGAAAAACAAGCCCAUCUCGACACUCGCACUAGUAUUCGACAGCACCGCCUCUCUUCCACGGGUGAUGCCAAGUUGGAAGUAUUUCGAUUGGAAGAUGAAGUGCUGGAGUUAAGGGACAGCAAGGAAGAGUUGGAAUCAGAGAUCAACAGAAUCAAGGCUGAAAAAGAAAAGGAAGCCAAGGAUUUUUUGACACAAUUCACCACCAUGGAGAAAGAUUUCGAGGCACAGCUCGAAACCGUCAAGGACGAAACGAUUAUGCGUAUUGAAGAGUUGGCACGGUCUCAUGCAGGAGUUUUGGAGGAGAUCGAAAAGGCAGAGGCUGAGCGUAUCGAGGAAAUGAAACAAGCGCAAACAUUGACGCUUGCAGACAUGGAGCGCGAGUUAUUUCAACGGUACCAACGAGACUUGAAAGAAGCCGAGCAGCGGCUGGAAGCACAAGCGGCCAAAACAAAAGCUCUCGAGGAACAGUUGCAAGAAAGCAAGAUGGCACACGAGGAAGAGCUUGCCAGUACUCAGAAUAUGAUUGAUUCACUGGAUGAUACCAACAAUCGACUAUUGUGUCAAGUCACGGAAUUGAGCAGUCAGUUACUCAACGAGCAGACUACGAAUUUGGAUCUCUCAGCAUCAAUGGAGGAAAGCAAGGCUGCACUAGAAGAGGUUUACGACGAAAAGAUCAGGGUACUUCGGGAGGAUGGGGCGACUCUCAAGGACAAACUGUCGACAGCGGAAUCGGAGAGCUCUUCGCUGCGAGUUGACUUGAUAGAUCUAAAGGACAAGCUGUUGACGACAGAAUCCGAAAAUUCUGCGCUUCAAGCUCAAUUGGCAACCGUCAAGGACAAGCUCUCCACAUCUGAAUCUCAACAAGCAAAGAACCUAGAUUUAUUGGAGCUUGAGACAUCCAAAUUUGAGGUAUGCCAGGCACAGAUUACAGAUCUCUCUGAUAAGCUAUCCACAGCUGAAGCUGAGAACACCACACUUCAAGCUCAAUUGGCAACCCUCAAGGACAAGCUGUCCACAUAUGAAUCUCAACGAACAAAGAAUCAAGAUUUCUUGGAGCUUGAGUCAUCCAAGUUUGAGGUAUCCCAGGCACAGAUCACAGAUCUCUCUGAUAACCUAUCCACACUUGAAGCUGAAAACACCACUCUGCAAUCUGAAUUGACAACCCUCAGAGACAAGCUGUCCACAUAUGAAAUGCAACAAACAAAGAAACAGGAACUAUUGGAGCAUGAGACAUCCAAGUUUGAGGUAUGCCAGGCACAGGUUAUGGAUCUCACUGACAAGUUCUCGGCAGCUGAAUCUGAAAUUUCGAAACUGCGAAAGUCUUUGGAACAAAAGAAAACUGAGUUAGGCCUAUGCGAGGCUGAAGUGGCAACUCUCUCCCAUACUCUGUUCACAACUCAAUACGACAAAUCUAAGCUUGAAGACUCAUUGGAAGAGAAAGCAUCUGAGCUAGAGCAAUGCCAGACUGAGGUGAAAGCGCUUUCCGAUAAGCUUUCUGCGGCCGAAUCUGAAAAAUCAAAAGCACGAGAAUCCUUGGAGCAACGGACAUCGGAACUAGAGCUAUGUCAAAAGGAUGUGACAUCUCUUUCGACUAGACUAAUUGAGAAAGAAGCAGAAAACAAAUCCCUGCACUCCAAAAUGGAGGAGCUCCAAACAGCUCUUGAAAACGAGGUCGCAUCGCUGCAAGAGCUGCUAUCCGAUACGGUGAAUGAAAAUGAAAGGCUUCUGGGAUCAUUGGAACAGAAUGAUAGCACCAGCUCAGAGUUGAGAGAGGACAUAGUGGAAAAGGUAAAGAGUCGACACGAGGGCGAUAAGGUCAAAACCCUAGAAGAGGAGCUCCGGCAACGUCGGGAGCAAAUCGACUCCCUUGUGGCUCAGCUAGCAAAAGAGAUGUCCGCCAACACUACGUUGAAGGAACGCGUGGAUUCCGCUUCAACGUGUCAGCCGCAAAGUGAUGAUUUGGAUAAGCAAGUCGAGUCAGAGAGAGCGACGUACGAGUCGCGUAUUGCCGACCUCGAGGCAAACACCGCCGAGCACGUUUUUACCAUAGCAACGCUGGAGACAAAAUGCGCGGAGCUCCAAGAAGAAAUCGACGUGAUCAAUCUACUCCUAGACGAAGAGAAAGACGCCAACGCAUCCUUGCAAAAGUCGGUGGGCGCUUAUUCAGUUGUCGACAAACGGGCCAAUGAAGCUCGCUCAGCCAUGCAAGGUGAAAUUGAUAGGUGUACUUCUGAACUGGAAGUGAUGUCAGCUGAGGUUAGGAAUCUACAAUCUAAGCUUGUAGAAAAAGAGGCAACGUUGGCAGAAGCGAUUUCGCUCAAUGACGACUUGCGAGCAUCUCAGCAGAAGGAUGAAGAAUUGAGUUCAUCAAUGCAACAAGAAUUUGAAAGGGCUCACUCACAAAACGAAGACUUGAGACAGCGCAUGCACACGAUACAAUGUAAAAACAAGGAGCUUAUGCAGAAGCUUGAUGAUGCUAUCUCCUCGGAGUCUUCUCUGAAACAAGCAAAAUCAGAAUUGCAAGCCACUUUGCAAGAGAGAGAAAGUGACAUAGGAGAAUUGGAAAGCCAAGUGCAGGAACUCCUAGAAAACCAAGUUCAGGAACUCCGGGAAGAAGUUGAACGUGAACAAGACGCUCGUGCGAUGCUGACGCAGUCUUUGGAACAGAAAGAGCAGGCCCGGUGUUCAGCGAACCAGAGAGCAUGGGAACUCGAGGGACAACUUCAGAAGUUGCAAAGUUUGCUAGAAGAAAAAGAACGCGACAUUUUGAUUUUGACGGAAGAAACGAAAACCUGUUAUGAAAUCCAUCAUUCACUCGAAAGAAAGUACGCAGAUCUUGAUGCCGCAGUUGAGCCUCUCAGAGCUACUGUCGAGUUGGAAAGGGAGGUUAACGCUGAACUCAGACAUUCGUUGGGAAGUUGCCAGACUUUGCAAAAAGAUGCCGAGAAUUCUACCAAAACCUUUGAGCUCGACAGAAUGUCAUUGCUGAAUCGUAUUGGCGGCCUCAAAGAGGAGCUAAAAGAGUCCGAAGCAACUCGUCAAUGUCUUGAAUGUUCCCUCGCGGAGCUUCAGGCAUCGGAAGAGCAGAAAAACGAGAAAGCGGUUGCAGAUGAGAAGGACCUGUGUCUUCUCCGUGAUAGAACUCGUGAACUUCGACUGCAGGCACAAAAACAGUCUCAUCUCGUAAACAUCUUCAAAGCAUCACUCGAAGGUUCACAGAGAGCAAAUUCCGCGCUCGAGCUAGAGCAGCGCCUCCUCACAGAACGCUUUCAUGCACAGUCCAAAGAUCUCGAUACAAUAGUAGUUGCUAAGUCGAAGCUGAAAACUGUAUUGGACGAAACGAGUGCAAAAUUGCUCGAGGCUAAAGAGCAAGCAGAACAACAAACACGUGAGCUCGAGUCAGUACGGAAGUUGGUCGAUGUGCACGAAGAGAGGGCGUCGUCGCUGAGCUCUCGGGUCAAACGUGAACAAAUAGCCAACAUGACGCUUCAAGCAAGGGUAGAGAAACUUCGAAGCGAUAAUUCUGAGCUCCAGAGUAUAGCGGAUAGCUAUAAACUUGCCUUGUCGGCAACCGAAAAGAGGUACGUGAAUGUUGCUACAAACGAGAUUUGUCCAACACCAGAACUUGCCGAGGAGCAGCUGGAAGACACCGCAGCAGUCGAGACCAGCAUUGCUGAGCAAAAAGAAUCAACUAGCCCUGGUCAGAACCCAGAGGCAACCAUGCCAACCCAAGAGCCAGAUACUGAAGCACGAAAUGACCCAGGUCAAGUGUUUCAAGACCCUUCGAACGCAGAGGCACCCAUCGCAACCCAAGAGGAAGAUACUGAAGCACGAAACGACCCAGAUCAAAUAUUCCAAGAUCUUUACUCGAAACUUUUGCUUGCUUCGCUGAAAGAAGAGAACUUGGAGCUCCGCACUGAGUUGGACGAGCUGAAGCAAACUGAAGAAAGGGUUGUCGAAUUAGAAAAUGAGAAACGGGCUCUCCUGAAUGAAAUAAGUGAUCUUCAAAACAACCUGGAUCAAAAGCUGUUACCUGCACCAGAUUCAAAGGCAUCGCUCGAGGAACAACAGAUGGAAUCGAUAGUUCGGGCCACUCUCGACGAACAGACGUCAAAAGACGACGCUAUUGCUGUACUCCACAAAGAACGGGAAGCACUGCAAUCUGAAAUCGAAGCUCUUCGCAAUCAGCUAGAAGAGGCCACAGCUGUAGUAUCUGAUCAGUCCAGCAGCGACGUGCCCUCUCAGAUUGCGCUACAAAAGCUUUUGCUAGUUGACGAAAUAAGCGAGGAAACCGGUAGCAGUGUAUCACUGAGCGAUGUGGUUGUCUGUACGCCAGCCCACGGGGGAUGUCCUUGCGUCUCUGGAAUUGACAUCCUGAAACGAAAUAACAGGCAGCUUCGAGAUCAGCUCAAAGCUCUGCAACAAGGGCAGGUAGGCGGGGACAAACCUCUUAUAGUUGACAACAAUUUACUAUUGCAUGUCAAUGACAUCAGCAUUGGGAGUGAGGAUGAAGGCACUGGCCCCAAUGAUGAGAAGGUUGAAACUGACUUGCAAGAUCCGAUUGAGGAAGCAUCGAAGGUAGAACACAAUGUUGAGGCAUCAACAACGAAUGAACAGGAACAACUUGUUGCAGAAUUUGACGAGAAGAAAGCUCAGCUGCAAGAUCCGCCGGAGGAAUCAACCAGGAAGAAUAUGGAGCAACUUGAAGUGGACCUUGCCGAAGAAAAAGCCCUGAGAGAGACUGCAGAGGCAACAUGUGCUGUUCAGAUGGAAACCAUAGAAACGCUUGAACAAAAGUUAGAGGAAGCCGAGUCCGCCGCUUCUAGUCUUGAAGAGCAAAUCAACAAUCUGCGAGAAAGCUCCGAUGCCAAGGAAAGCGAGGAGGCCGCAAAGUUGGCCGACCUGCAGAAGGAACUAGAUGGUACAAAGGAAUGGCUCGAGAAGGGACUAGAUGAAGUAGAAGAGUUGAGAUCGAAGAUCAAGGAAUCUGCCCAGCUCUUGGAGGACGAGGAGGAGAAGAACCAAAUACUCUGCAAUCAGAUUGAGAGACUGGAGACUGAGUUGUUCGAUACAAAGAAGUCCAUUGCCAUUAACCUGGAGGAGGUAGAAAGACUUCAAGAUUGUCUAGCUGCCGGUGAAGAGGAGACCGAGGAGUCACGAAAGCUGCUUGAAUCGUUCAAAGGGGCCGCUGAGCACUGGCGGAUCGAAGCGGAUCGGUUCAAACAGCGUAUGGAAGAGGCGAUUGCUAAGCAGCUGGAACGUGAGUCGAAGCUAAAGCUCGCUUACAAACGAGAAGUAGGAGAGUACAAACUUCGCGUGGAAGAGUUUGAACAGAGAUUGCUCGAGGAGAAUGAGAAGCUCCGUGCGGAGAUUCGGGCGUCUGGCGUCGGUUCUGUGGACGAGUUUCAACGUCUCUCUUCCGAGCUGGAACUGGCAAAACGAAGGGCAGAGGAAUGCGAGUCGCUGCAAGCAGAGAUAUCAUCACUGAAGCAAGCUUUGGAGGAUGCUGAAGCCAAGGGUCAACAAGCCGCAGAUCUGCAAAAGAUUCAAGGGGAAGAGGGGAAUCUUCGCAAAGAGCUAAGUGAUACCAAAGAACAGCUCAAAGACAUUCAAGUCGACAGAGCAAAGUUGCAAACUUGUCUGGAUGAUAUUGAAUCCGAUCGCAUCGAAAAAAUGAUGCUGGAAAUGGAAGAACAAAAGGAAAUCAACCAAUUGAAGGCUGAUCUCACCGAAGAGCGAUCCACUGUUGCAAAGUGCAACAAAGAACUCCAAAAGCUCCGUUCCACAGUAGAAGACCUGGAAGAGAAGGUAGCCUUGACAGCCUCGCAGUAUAUCGAGGAAGUCAUAACCUACAAAGCCGAGAUUCAGUCUAUGAAGGCCGAGUCGGAGAGUCUACAAAAAAAGUGCGACGAGGCCGUGGCUGCUGCUGAAACUGCAGCCCAACAGGCCAAGGCAGCACAAGAUUUGGAGCACCGUCGAGCCUUGUCAUCGCAGCAUUAUGGCAAAAAAGCGACGCAACAGCUGGUGCACGAACUUGGAGACCUCCGCAAGGACCUGCAGAAAAGCCGAGCUGAAAAGACUGCAAUGGAAGCUCGAUGCAAGGAGCUCAAAGACAAGUUCCUCUCUCAGGAGCUCGAGCACUCCACCGUCGUCACAGAGUUUGAGCAACGAAUCGCCAACUUGCGGGAACGUUUUGGAGAUGACGAUUCGCAAAAGUCUCGGCACGAGCUGGAGGUGGAAAUUAAGGAACUCACCGAGAAGACGAUUGUUCAGGAGCGAAUCAAUGGCUCGCUGGAAGAGCAAAUCAAGGUUCUGCAACAGGGGAGAGAGCGGUUCUUUGAAGCCAAGAGAAAAUCCAUCAUGCACGACCAGGGCGAGCAGCUAACGAUUCGAAAAGAAAACACUCGUCUUCGUGAAAGAGUGAGAAACGUGACAAAAGAACGGCAGGCACUGCAAGCCCAAAUGGAGGCAUUUGCAAAGUCUCUCGGGACUUCCAUGACGCAUCUUCGAUGAAAGUGGCCUCGUUGCUUGGCUGAGAAGAUGACCUUGUAAAUCCAAUAAUGCAAGCCAUUCCGGAAACUUGAAGCCGUCAAUCGUUGUCUACGGGGAUGUACAGGAGACAACUUUAUUUGUAAUGGUAGCUGUUUAUACAGAUGGAUGACCUGCAGGGAGGAGAAAGAGCUCAACUAUAGAUAGGCAAGAAAGAUUUUGUCGGUGUUGUACUAGCAUUUAGAUAGGAGUAAAGGGACUAGUAGAACAGUAUCAUUAGGUAG